GCAGAUCUGCAUGGAAUGUGGUAUCCUACUGUCAGAAGGACGCUAGUGUGUCUCUCCAAACUGUACAGAUGUAUAGACAGGGCAGUGUUUCAGGGAUUAUCGCAAGAGGCCUUAUCUGCCUGCAUCCACUCGCUGCUGGGAGCUGCUGAUUCUAUCAGCAAAAACAAGACCCAGGUUGAUGGACAGCUUUUCUUAAUAAAACACCUCUUGAUUCUUCGUGAACAAAUUGCUCCUUUCCACACUGAUUUCACCAUUAAGGAAAUUUCCCUGGACCUUAAGAAAACUAGAGAUGCAGCAUUUAAAAUCUUGAACCCUAAGACAGUUUCAAGAUUCUUUAGAUUAAACAGCAACAACGCCUUGAUACAGUUCUUACUGGAGGGUACUCCAGAAAUCAGAGAACAUUAUAUUGACUCUAAGAAAGAUGUAGAUCGUCAUCUGAAAUCGGCUUGUGAGCAGUUUAUUCAGCAGCAAACGAAACAGUUUAUAGAACAGCUGGAAGAGUUCAUGACAAAGGUAGCUGCUUUAAAAACAAUGGCCACUCAAGGAGGUCCCAAAUACAGCCUUUCGCAGCAACCAUGGGCACAACCAGCAAAGAGCUUGUAAAACCAUUAAAAUACCUAGCAAUAAAGAAAGAAGGCCUUGUCUG
Molecule: messenger RNA, 646 nt
Organism: Balearica regulorum gibbericeps (East African grey crowned-crane)
Lineage: Eukaryota; Metazoa; Chordata; Aves; Gruiformes; Gruidae
Source: RefSeq, a predicted model, not a curated record